This is a messenger RNA of Oreochromis niloticus (Nile tilapia), 1764 nucleotides long. Its product is annotated as interleukin-6. The transcript has 5 exons. The coding region runs from base 88 to 750 and encodes 220 amino acids. The record is from RefSeq and is a predicted model, not a curated record. Gene Ontology annotation, molecular function: interleukin-6 receptor binding. Gene Ontology annotation, biological process: cell differentiation. NCBI's taxonomy places the organism in Eukaryota, Metazoa, Chordata, Actinopteri, Cichliformes, Cichlidae.
CGCAUCUCAGAUACAAACCAAUUCCUUCUGGCCCUGACAGCCUUCAGCAUCAGCGGAAACUUGACAAGUGCUUCCCAGCAGCGCACCAUGCCCUCUAUAUUCAAUCUACACUUUUCCUCUGCGGUGAUGCUGGCCGCUCUGCUUCUCUGCGCUUCCGGCGCUCCGAUUGAAGACGGAAGUGUGGCAGGUGACUUCUCAGGUGAGGAGACAGAGGAGGCGGAGAUGUCCACUGUCAAGCCUUUCAAUAUAUGGAGGUCACUCUUUGACUCAGCUCAAGAAUACGAGAAAGCGUUUGAGCACCAUUUCCAGACUCUGGAGAAUCGUGAUCAAGCUUUGGACUCCCACACCCCCGCCUCUAUCCCGAAGCACUGCAAUAUUACCAAGUUCAGAAAGGACGCUUGUCUCCAGACGCUGGCCAAGGGUCUGCUCAUCUACUCGGUUUUACUCAAGCACGUAGAGAAGGAGUACCGCAGCAGUUUGAACUUCUCCGACGCUCCGUCAAACAUCGGCACUCUGAUCGACCUGGCCGGCAUGGUCAAAGGAAAAAUGAAAAACAGAAAUCAAGUCACACCGCUGACCAGCAGUGAGGAGGAGCAGCUUCUCAAGGAGGUCAACAGCCCAGAUCCUUACCACAGAAAGUUGCACGCGUACAGCAUCCUGAGAGCCCUCAAAGCGUUCCUGAGUGAGGGGAAAAGAGCUGUUUGUAGAAUGGAAAAGCGAGUGAACCAAUCAGCAGAUACCAGUUGUUAAAAAGACAAAUAAUGCUCAAAUUAUAUUCAAUUAUGAAAUAAUAGCUCAGGGAAAACUGGAUGGUUUUGACACUCCUACUUUCUCAAUGUCAUAACCAUGCUCCUUCGAGUGCACUGACUCCUCUGGGUAGAGCAGGCCCCACAGCAACAUACUAUGUAUGUAGAAUCACCUGCUAUGCUAUUCUUAACUUAUUUAGCCUAUUUAUAAUUGGUAGAAAUUAUUUAUUAGAGAAAAAUCUAUUGUGUGGGAGAAUUACAGUGUAAAUACAAUUUGCACUGUACUUGAUAUUAGCAGUUCUGGUGCUGAUUACUAUUUAUUGGUAAAGAAUUUAAAGUACAGUGAUCUGUUAUGUAAAACAGCUGACUUUAUUUUUUUGCAUAUGCUGAAAUAAAAAAAUACUUUGCAUAAAAAGCAAGGACUUUUUCUUUUCCCCGACAUUUCACACAUUUCAACGCAGCAACGCAUUCUGCAACUGUAUGAAUGUUGACACUUAGAUUUAGAUCAGUCAACUCAACACAUUUAUAUACACACAUUUGAAGGUGGCCGGAAAAUGUUCCUGUUAAUCUAUGACUAUGACUCAUUAGCAUGUAAGAUCAGAUUAUGUUUUGAUACAUUUGAUAUAUCAAAACUUUAUAAUUGCUCAGUAAAAUAUUUGCUACCAGUUCCUUCUGCAUGAAAGCGACUGGAUUGUUUAGAAUAAGGAAGAAAAGAGUCAUUUCUUUGAGGAUUUAUUUUCAGAAAUGUUAAAUUACAAAUAAAACGAAAAUGAAAUAAAACAAAGAAAACACAGGAAACAAAUGGUACAGCCAAACAUCAGUGCUUCACAUCAACAAAAAUAACCCUAAAUAACCCCGAUAGUCCAACCAGCGUGUAUUUCAAGGGACAAACCUGUUCACACAUCUCGGUACAUGUACCAUAGUUACAGGCUACAUGGAAAUGGAUAACGUCCAAUCAUUACUUUACAGAUAGUGAGAAAUAAUGUACAAAUGUCAUCUGAUCGUUAUUAUUUUUAGA